Molecule: messenger RNA, 378 nt
Organism: Symbiodinium pilosum
Lineage: Eukaryota; Dinophyceae; Suessiales; Symbiodiniaceae
Source: the annotation of a GenBank genome assembly
AUGCCCAGCAAGGCAGACGUGAACCACACAACGAACUGUCGGGCGCAAGGGUUUGACCCGGAAAAGCUGGGCUGCCAGACAUGCCGCGUUUUGGAGCAGAGGAUCAAAGAAAGCGGCGCUGAUUCCAAGACCCUUGCUGCACAGUGCCUCGCGUGCUGCGAGGAGGAACCCGUGCUAGAGCUAUUCCCAAAGGCCAGGCUCAUUGCUGAUGCGUCGCAACAGGAACGAGAUCAGGACCUUCACGACUUCAUCAAGCGGAAAGCGCCGCGCAUCCGAAACCUGGAGGUAGACUAUCAAGCUGGUUCCUGGCCCGCAAUCGAGCUGGAGACCACCGAUGGAUCGGACAGAGUUCUGCGUGCAGACGUGAAAGGCUGGUGA